ACAUUCCAGUUGAGAAGCAGCACCUGUGAAGGACAGAUUGGAGAGCAUUUAGUCUGUCCAAGAUGUCUUACACCGCCGGGUCUUAUGCGGACAAAUCGUUGAUUGGCAAACCGUACGGAGCCAGCGUGUACACGGGCUACACAGAUGAGAAUGCCGCAACGGAAGCUUACGAGCAACAGCUGAAGCUUGAAAAAAAGAAGAGGAGGGAUGCCAUAUGCUGCGAGCUUAUGGCUCUGGUCCUCGGCUUCAUCGGUCUGAUCGGCGUCGCAGCCGUCACAGGCCUUCCAAUGUGGAAGGUGACCGCUUUCAUCCAGGAGAACAUCAUCGUCAUGGAGACGCGGUGGGAGGGAUUGUGGAUGAACUGUUACAGACAAGCCAAUAUCCGUAUGCAAUGUAAAGUGUACGAUUCUUUGCUGUUCCUUCCUCCCGACCUUCAAGCCGCCAGGGGUCUCAUGUGCGCCUCCGUAGCUCUGUCCUGCAUCGCCUGCAUCGUGUCGUCCAUGGGCAUGCGUUGUACCCGAUUCGUGGACUCUCGUCCCAAGACCAAGCACAUUGUUUUGGUGAGCGGAGGGUGCUUGUUCCUGGCCGGCUGCGUGACCACGAUCAUCCCCGUCUCUUGGACGGCUCACGUCAUCAUCCAGGACUUCUACAACCCUCUGCUGAUCGACGCCCAGCGCCGGGAGCUUGGGGAAGCCCUGUAUAUCGGCUGGGUCACUUCAGCUUUGCUCUUCUGCGCUGGAGUGAUUCUGCUGUGUCGGCACGCUCCACGGACCCAGGACAAAGAGGACAUGGCUUCUGUGCUGUAUAGGGCCAAUUCAGCCCCCUAUAACAACUCGUACGGGCCCGGAUACGGAUAUCCACCUGGGUACGCUUAUCAGCCCGGAUAUUAUCAGCCGACUUAUUCUCCAGUCCCAACAGUCUAUAACCAACCACCAUACAGACAUUGAGAGAGCUGCGCUCGAAUCAAACUUCUCUAAAAUGAGAAAAUGUUGGAUUGUACAUCAAGAGAUGGCCAUUUUUUUGGGGCUCCUUAUUGUUUAUUAACUGAGCGAAUGUAUUGUAUUUUCUUGAUUCUGAAUCUCAGAUGAAGUUCAGGACUGUAUGUAUUUUAAAAGACUGUACAUAAUUUACAAAACUAAGAUAAAAUUUGGCAAUAACGUGAAUUGUGUCUUAGGAGGAUACAGCUACAUUUUAUUUUCCUAAAUGUGGGAUAUUUCCACAUACAGUUGCAUUGACCUGUAAACGUAAUUGUAUGUUUUUUUGUGUGUGUUUGUUUUAAUGUUGUGUAUUUUAAAUUUGUACAUUUUCUAAAGCACUAGUCUAGCUAUAAUCUUGUGAAAAAGAUGAAAUAAAGAUGUAUAUGU
Molecule: messenger RNA, 1364 nt
Organism: Misgurnus anguillicaudatus (oriental weatherfish)
Lineage: Eukaryota; Metazoa; Chordata; Actinopteri; Cypriniformes; Cobitidae
Gene: cldn8.2
Product: claudin 8.2
Cellular component (GO): membrane; bicellular tight junction
Molecular function (GO): structural molecule activity
Source: RefSeq, a predicted model, not a curated record